UUGUACUCUUUCAGCUGUUCAUCAUUUUUUAGUACGGAGUAAUUCUCGAAAAAACUCAAACUCAAACCCUAAAAUUAAAAGUUUGGUCAUCUUCUUCGAUUUUUCUGCUCCCAAAUUGCAAAUUUCUUGUUUGUGUCGAUUAAUGGUGUCAAUGAAUCCUGGUUCGCCGGAAGGAUUCUACUUGGACGCUAAAGGUAUCGCUUUGCCGGGAAUGAAUCCGUUUUCGGCGCCGCCUCCGGAGGAAUCACCGGCGACGACUGCGGCUACUGCGACGGUGUCUUCUCCGACUGAUGAUUCGAGUUGCAGUAAGAAGAUUAGAAAGCCGUAUACGAUUACUAAGUCUCGAGCGAGUUGGACUGAGCCUGAGCAUGAUAAAUUUCUGGAAGCACUUCAGCUCUUUGACCGUGAUUGGAAAAAGAUUGAAGCAUUUAUUGGGUCAAAAACUGUUAUCCAGAUACGCAGUCAUGCUCAGAAGUACUUUCUGAAGGUUCAAAAGAGUGGUAGCAAUGAGCAUCUUCCUCCUCCUCGGCCAAAAAGAAAAGCCGCCCAUCCAUAUCCGCAGAAAGCUUCUAAAUUAGGUCCAUCAGUUUCUCAACCAACUGGAUCUUUGCAAGCAUCUUCUCAUUUGGCUGAACCUGGACUUCAGAGGCCAGACACAUCUAUAAUACCCAGAUAUCCUAAUAACACAACAGUUGCAUCUUCUUGGGCCAAUAGCAUUCAACCUAAUGUGGCAAAAGGUGAAAUGAAAUCCCCAGGGACGCCAAUUGCUAAUAACUGUUCAAGCAGUAAUGAGAGCACUUCAAUGGCACGUACUGCUGGUGAAAUGAAUGAAGCAGUAAAGCAUGCUCCACCACUAAGAGUUUUGCCUGAUUUUUCUCAAGUGUACGGCUUUAUCGGCAGUGUCUUUGACCCAGAAUCUAGUGGUCAUUUGCAAAGGCUUAAGAAGAUGGAUCCAAUUGAUGUUGAAACGGUAUUGUUGUUGAUGAGGAACCUGUCUAUCAAUUUGAGGAGUCCAGAUUUUGAGGAUCAUGAAAUUCAUUAAGGAAUACAGACCCACCGUCCUGUUUUGGUGACUGGCCCUGUCCAGGGUUGAACUUGAAGGGUGUUAAAGAGCAAUAAAAGACAUCAAUCAUUCUUGAACAUUGAAGCAUGUGCAGGUGUAUGAAAUUUGGAUGCUAGGUGACAUAACCCCAGCAGUGAUGCAACUUGUUUCAUGCUAUUCAAGCCUCUUUCCUCAUUGGGAUAAACUAGGCUCAAAUAUAAUUGGAAAAUACUACAGGAGAUAAAAAUCGUCCCUAUUGUGUAAUGCCAAGUGGUGCAUAAUGAAUUUCUAUGAAACCCCCCUUCCAAAAAAAUAAAAAAGAAAAGUAAGAUAUUCUUUGGGGUGAGCACGGCCACUUCUUUUUCUGCAGACCUAACUAUUAUUUUUUCGGGGUUAGCUCUUUUGGCUAGUUGAACUGUUAUUGGCUGUCCUGUUUUUCCUUCUCCAUGAGUCAGACCGUGGAUUAGGAUAACGGAUGUAGAUGCAGCACUCAGUAUAUAUUCCCAAAUUCAUUUGAUGAUACUUGUUGGAGUGUGCUUUGAUGUAUCCUACUUAGCUUUUCCAGACUGCAAUUGUACAUCAUUUUUUUUUUUGACAUGAACAUCAAUUUUUGUAGAUCCAUCAGAAACAUUCAGUUUGUUAUUAGGUUAGACCCCACCACCUGUUAUUUAGGCUGCUGGUGUAGUUGUGGGGUAGUUUUGAUGUAUGUACAUCAGAUUACUAGUUUGUGGUAUUGUAUGUUUGAGUUUUUUGUUUUUUUGGUCCUUUUUGUUGACAGAGAAGACUGCUCUCAUCCUAUGAUGUUGACUCUGGCAAGGGCAUUUCUGGUGGCACGCGGGACGUCAUUUGCGGGAAGUGAUAGCAAGUAUGGUGCUUCUUUUCGUGACCCUUUGCAGAUAGUAAUUGGAGAUAGGGUUGGACGAGAUUUCUCAGUUUUUUUUUUUUCUGCAGUAACCUUUCGUUGUAUAUAGGAGAGAUUUGAAAACGAAGUAGCUGAAAUGUCGUCCUACUUCUGAAGGUUUUCGUGUACAGGAGGCUCUGUAAAUUUGAGGUCUUUCGUAGGGUCUCAAACAUGUAUUCUUGUAGUUCUUGUCUUGUAAUUCUUGUGCAGUGAUCUAGGAGUAUGAUUUAUCUUCUAAGUGUUAGAUGGCCUUUGUAUUUUGGAAGGCUUACCAAGAAAGGCAGACAACUGAUUUACGGUUUUGUUCAUGUUUAUUGCAUUUGAGGUCGAUUGUAUUAUAUUUCUUGAAGAUGUAUAAUUGACAACAUAUUUUCUUUCA
Molecule: messenger RNA, 2322 nt
Organism: Spinacia oleracea (spinach)
Lineage: Eukaryota; Viridiplantae; Streptophyta; Magnoliopsida; Caryophyllales; Amaranthaceae
Product: protein REVEILLE 6
Exons: 8
Coding region: 143-1042 (299 amino acids)
Molecular function (GO): DNA binding
Source: RefSeq, a predicted model, not a curated record